AUGGUUACAUUGGUAUGUGCUAUCGUUGGCGUGAGUGGAAGCGCAUUUCCUGUGACAACUGACGCAAGAUAUUUUGUGAAGAAAUUGAAAGAUGAUAUCAAGACAAAGAUCUCAAGGAGGAUACCAUGUGACGCAAACAAACUGCAGCUCUUCCCUGCAAAGAUGAAAAUCGGCACGGCAAAGACGAAGGGCGGCAAGUGGCUGUCGUCGAGCACGGAAGAUGUUAAAAAGCUGAAGAAGGGCGAAAAGACUUCUCACGUCGUAGAGUUAACGGAAGAAGUCCGAGAGCUGCAAGUGGAGGACUCUAUUGCCAAUCUCCUUGCAGGUAUGGAGACUCCAACAGCAAGACAAAUUCACGUGCUGGUCGUGGUUCCUGAGGAAUUUCCGGCACUCGGUAACGAGAAGAAGCGAAAAAGGGCAGAUGAUGACGCUCUUGACGUUUGGAUGGAUGCAAUUAAGAACGAGCAGGUAACAGUAUUACCAUUGACUUGUGAAGACUUGAGAGAGUACCUGCAACGCCCGCUUCGUAUUAAAAUCCCCAUAUACGAACGGCAUUUCGAGUUGAUAUCCGCGCAUAACGCAACUGGAAAGUGUACUCGCGCUUUCUACAAGCUAUUUGAACCCGAACCACGUAAAAUAGUUGGGUAUGAAUCUAUAACAAUCGUGGGGGAUUUUGUUAGUCCUCGCAGCCACAGGUCCGGAGCCUACUAUUACUUGUGGGAUAGCCUCAUUGCGAAACUGCUGGAGCGUGUGGUAAACGGGCGCUAUUGUCGUUAUAUGAACACAUCUACUUCUGCUGACCUCUAUCGACCAGAUUUGUGUUUUUACUACGGCAAAAGCAAUGUGUGCGUAUUUCGCGGGGAAGAAAAAGCAAGUGGAGCGUUGGAAGUGCCGAUCGAAGAAUUGCACGAUAGACUGAUAUGGAAAUAUGACGCUGCGCCGUACAUUUUUGGCUACGCUGCUGUAGGUCUGCAAGUGUGCUUGGUAGCUAUUCGGAGAGACGAGACGACGGAAUGUGGUGCAAAAGUGGAAACCAUUGAGACGUACGAUUUGGAUGAUCUCAGUAGCCGGCUUUUGUUUUUUCUCGCGUUGCUCAAUCUUUCGACUCUUUUCCGACCAGUUUUGGAUCUUAUCCCGUCGCUAGACGUACGCGAGUACGGCAUAAUAAAGCGAGACAAUGGUGUGCAGAUAUCGUUUGCGGAGGAUUGUGUAGUGAAGACGUAUCCCUCGGAUAUGCCAAGUGACAGCAUCAUUCAGAACUUAAAAGAUCUACAUGGUCGAAUGAAGGAAUGUUCGGUCCCGAACGUUGUCCAGCUAAUGACUGGAAACAUGAAGAAGCGACACGUAACGCUUUCUCCUGUUGGUCGACUUGCUGUACCUGAAAACGUCCACCAGCUCCUGACGGCCUUACGCGAUAUACUCAAGGCGCUAGUGGCACUGCACGCCAUCAAUAUCAUGCAUCGAGACUUGAGAUGGGAAAAUGUGCUGAAGUACCAAGGUGAAGAUGACAAGUGGUUUCUGAUCGACUUUGACGACGGAGCACUGUCACCGGCUGCAAAAGUGGAACAUUUGAAGGCGGAAUCGCAUGCUCCUGAAACACUGUCGUGUUCGUCCCAUACGGUCAAGGUCGACAUUUGGAGCGUGGGCUACCUCAUACAGACGUCAACAAUCUUCGAUAUUCCGGCUAAUCUGGAGACAAUCAAAGCAGAGUGUUUACAGAAGAGUCCGGAAAAGAGACCCACGGCAGUAUCACUCUUCGAGACAAUUGAACAUCUAUUAAGAGCUGCAUAA
This is a messenger RNA of Peronospora farinosa, 1791 nucleotides long. The record is from the annotation of a GenBank genome assembly. Lineage: Eukaryota; Oomycota; Peronosporomycetes; Peronosporales; Peronosporaceae.